UUCUUUCCUCGCCUUCACCUCAUCCUCUGCUAGAGAAGAGGAGAACAUCUCGACAGUGACAGGAGCUUUCUGAGCUGCAAACUUUUCCUGCUUGUUUUUCUUUUCCCUUUCUUGGAUGGAUCCGCUUGAGAGAGCCAUGGAGCCCACGCGGGCAGGAAUGUCGGCUCUGAGAUUCCCAUGAAGGAGGAAAGAGCACACGUGAGUGCAGACUAGAAGGUCGGAGGACCCGCAGCAAGUCGGGCAGCUCCCUCUCUGUAGGGCGCACGUCUUCUUGGGAACGAUGAUGGUCGCCGUGGACUCGCCUCGUGGAGGUCAGCAGAAGACAAACGCCACAAAGCUAAGUCAGGAUUAGCCGGCCCGAACGGUAAGGACGACACAUCUCCUUUUGUUGCUCUAAGCCCUCAGCUUAUGGCCGAGGUGUUAGGUGCGCCGCCUCGCCUCGCCUCGCCUCGCCACGAAGCGCAUGGCGGAUUAAUUCAGCCAGCGAGGCCUCCCUGGAAGCUCACGUCAACGCUUCCACCGCCGCCUGUCACGGAAUGUUUGCAGAUCAAACGCUCUUGGUUUUUUUUUUUCUCUUCUGCUUCUCUAAAGUCCCUCGCCGACACUUGACUUCCUCGUCGGUGCGUCCCGUCGCCGUGGAGCUCCUGCAGCCAGACGCAGUCACGCUUCAUGCAUUUAGCGUCUUUGUGGAACCAUUUUUGAGUUUCAAUGCUCCUCCACGUUCUAAGAUGAAGUUAUGGAAAAGUGCUACUUUUGCCUUCGUGCUCUGUGGCACCGCCCUGUCAGUCAUCCUCAUUAGAAACAUGGCCACCACCGUGGGACACCCCAAAGCGAAGGCUAAACAAACCUCAUCUUCAUCACCAACGUCGUCAUCCUCGUGGUAUCCUUCAACCUCAGUAUCAGAGUCAUCAUCAUCAUCUUCUUCUUCUUCUUCCACCUGGAGCAUUGGUCUUCAUCGGCGGACGCGCUCGACCGACAACAUGAACUCUCUCCUCUCUGAGCUGUCCAUGGUGUUCCAGAGCUUCACAGAAGGCGAGCUUCAGCACGUGGUGGGAACCCUGAUGGACGGGAAGCAACGGAAAAACCGAGGCCAAGGCCAGACCCGAAGGACUAAAAGAGCCCGCCGGGCCAAGCCGUGCUCCCUGAGGGAACUGGAGCUGACGGUGAGCGAGCUGGGCCUGGGCUACGACAGCGACGAGACCGUCAUGCUGCGCUACUGCAGCGGCAAAUGCACGGCGCAACGCCGCAACUACGACAUCACCAUGGAGCACAUGAUGCGGACAGGCUUCAAGAAGAAGGGUCGCAAGGACAAGGUCAGCAACGGUCCCUGCUGCCGGCCCACCGCCUUCGAGAAGGACUUCUCCUUCCUGGACAACCGGAGUCGCUACCACACCAUACAGAACAUCUCGGCCAAGAACUGUGGCUGCGUAUGACCCACGGAGGCCACUUCGAUUUCAUGCUGCUCGAUGCCCCCCAACGUGGGCACAAUACGGGAUAUCGGUUCCAGAUCAGGAAUAUUUUGGACCCGGACCAACUUCAUGUGGGAAUGAAUCAGAAGGAGUGACUGUUCUUUUUCUAAGACUUUUUUCUAUGUGUGUAGUAACACUGUAAAUCAUGGUGGCACGGCAAUGUAGCAACACGGGCAGUCAUGUGACUAUGACUAACGCCACAGAGUCAAGACAAACAAAUCUCUACGGCGGACGGGCGGCUAUAAAUCCAUUAAACAUGGCGUCACAACCAAAAUAUUUUUGAUAACUGGACCACAGGAAACAAAUUCAGACAACAAACCGCGCAAACCUUUAGAGCGGGAAACUCACCAAGCACCCUAUUGAUUUUGAGCAAUUUGCGAUCCGGGAUGCUUGACCCAGCCGGGAUGAAAGGUCAACGAGUGACAUGGUUUUGUCAUUUUGACACAAUCGUGUUCCCAUACGAGACAACUAAUCCAGCUCAAAACAAACAGGACUUAAGGUCGUAAAUGACACGGAAGGAAUGCGUUGCAGAAACAAUUAAAACAAUUCAAGCUGCCUCACUAAGUACGUGACUCAUUCUGCUUGGCAACAAUUUCAAGAGUAAUAUCACACUCAGGGGGAAAAAAAAAAAAAAAAAAAAAACAGAAAAGGAAAGCUUCCGCGUCCAAACUUGUUCAAACAUCGACGUUGUUUGUGUUGUCUGAAUUUGCCACACGUUCCCGUUCUUUAAUGGUCCGCAUUCCCGAUCCCGCAUCUUUACAGUAUUACAGGGUGGAUAAACAUACUAACUGCGCUUCAUGCAUGCGUUCAUUCAUGGGACUGACUGCAGUGUUAUUACACCGUCCGCCUUUUUUUUUUUCAUGUAUGUCCAUUUUUGUGUAGAUGAGACUUCAACCUCCCUCCAGGAAUAUUUCAAACAACUCGUAAGCUUCCGCUGGUAUUACAACACGAUGCUAUUUUAGCCGCUUAUCGGCUAAGUCAGUGCACAUUUUGGAAACGCAUGAUGCAUUUUUCAAGUGGGAAUGGCGGGGGUGGGCGGGGGGUGGGCGGCCCACCCUGUAUGCUCUAUAGAGCAAGUCACACCCAGAAAAUUCCCCAAAGAGUUGAAAUCCUUGUCAUCCUUGCCAAAACACACGUGAGGUCAAAAAUGGACGUCUCCAGUUCCACCUGAUUACGAACCUGAUGGCAUCUGUGGAACGUUUUCCACUCGUGGAGCUUUUGUGUCGUUUGCACUCAUCCCCGAAAAUCCUGCAUAUC
This is a messenger RNA of Doryrhamphus excisus (bluestripe pipefish), 2726 nucleotides long. NCBI's taxonomy places the organism in Eukaryota, Metazoa, Chordata, Actinopteri, Syngnathiformes, Syngnathidae. The record is from RefSeq and is a predicted model, not a curated record.